AUGCUGAAAUUAAUAAUUUUAAUUUUUUUUGCGAACCAGGUUUUUGGUCAAGAAGCAGAAGGUAAUGGAAAUGAGCAAGAAGCAGAGAAUGAAGAUGAGCAAGAAGAGCCGCAGCCACCGCAGGAGGACGAGGAGAAUCCGCAGGAAGAGGAAGAGCAGGAGGCGCAAGAAGAGGAAACUACAGAAGCCCCCACAACUACAGAACCAACAACAGACAAUCCCCUGACAGCUUUAUUUAAAGCCAAAAUGAAUUUCCUAAAAUCAUUGUUCGAGACAGGUCUUCAAGCAAAAAGAAAAAUUUUUGAUGCAAUUAACGAAAUAAUUCAAGCAAAACUGAAUACAACAGAACAGAUAGCAAAUUCAUUAUCUAGACGGACCUGA
Molecule: messenger RNA, 381 nt
Organism: Pediculus humanus corporis (human body louse)
Lineage: Eukaryota; Metazoa; Arthropoda; Insecta; Psocodea; Pediculidae
Exons: 3
Coding region: 1-381 (126 amino acids)
Source: RefSeq, a predicted model, not a curated record